AUGCUGCUGCUGCCGCCGCGGCCGCCCCACCCUCGGUCCACCUCCCCCGAGGCCAUGGACCCACCGCCCCCCAAGGCUCCCCCUUUCCCCAAGGCGGAGGGCGCCGCUUCCACGCCCUCCUCGGCGGCGGGCCCCCGGCCUCCGCGGCUGGGACGCCACCUGCUCAUCGACGCCAAUGGGGUCCCCUACACGUACACUGUGCCGCUGGAGGAGGAGCCCCGGGGCCCCCCGCAGCGCGAAGCGCCUCCGGGGGAACCCGGCCCGCGCAAGGGCUACAGCUGCCCGGAGUGCGCCCGGGUCUUCGCCAGCCCGCUGCGGCUGCAGAGUCACCGCGUAUCGCACUCGGACCUCAAGCCCUUUACAUGCGGCGCCUGCGGCAAGGCCUUCAAGCGCUCCAGCCACCUGUCGCGGCACCGCGCCACGCACCGCGCCCGCGCCGGCCCGCCGCACACGUGCCCGCUGUGCCCGCGCCGCUUCCAGGAUGCGGCCGAGCUGGCGCAGCAUGUCCGCCUGCACUGAGCGCCCACCCCCGGCCUCGGCCUCCCCUCCACCCGCGGGAGAAGUCUUUCUUCCGCUCCCGUCUAGCUGUGUGAUGUAGACCAAAGUUGUCGCCCGCCCCCGCGCCCGGUAGCGGAGGGAGCUACGCUCCGGGCCCGCUGUGCAAGCGUGAGCCUUUUCCAGAGCCACCAACUCCAGAGCCCUGGUUUUCUGUUCUCCCAAGUGGCAAGAGGUUGUCUUCUGCGUGCAAGGCACGACAAAAGAGCGCCGGGACGGUCUGGUUGGCGUCUGUUCCCUCCUUCCGACAACCACCCCCCAUCCGUUGCUCAAUAAACAUUCCGCAGUUCA
This is a messenger RNA of Cavia porcellus (domestic guinea pig), 846 nucleotides long. It is a transcript of the gene Znf580, whose product is annotated as zinc finger protein 580. The record is from RefSeq and is a predicted model, not a curated record. Gene Ontology annotation, biological process: regulation of DNA-templated transcription. The transcript has a single exon. Bases 1 to 519 code for a protein of 172 amino acids. Gene Ontology annotation, molecular function: RNA polymerase II cis-regulatory region sequence-specific DNA binding; DNA-binding transcription factor activity, RNA polymerase II-specific. NCBI's taxonomy places the organism in Eukaryota, Metazoa, Chordata, Mammalia, Rodentia, Caviidae.